Molecule: messenger RNA, 2613 nt
Organism: Myodes glareolus (Bank vole)
Lineage: Eukaryota; Metazoa; Chordata; Mammalia; Rodentia; Cricetidae
Gene: Immp1l
Product: inner mitochondrial membrane peptidase subunit 1
Cellular component (GO): membrane; mitochondrial inner membrane peptidase complex
Molecular function (GO): serine-type endopeptidase activity
Source: RefSeq, a predicted model, not a curated record
CGCCAGGCCUAUUGCUGAAAAGUGCUCUGUACGUCAAGCCGGAGGUUUGUACGCGUCCCUGGUUGACCAGGUCUGCUAGAGUUCUGGUUGAGGAACUUCUGUUGGUGUUUGGGGCCGCAGGAAUCUGCAACCAUGGAUGACUCACAUGUGCCUCGAGACCUCCUUUAGACUUGGGUUUUCCUGAAGUCCUUGCAGCUACGCUAAAGUUGAAUGAAUUGUAGAACAGACCUAUGGUAGAAUUAGAAUUUUGAAGCACUGUCUUGAAGACACAAGACUGUAAUUCUGGCUACUUGGGAAGUGGAAGCAGGCCUGCUUGGUCUACAAGGCCUGUGGUGGCAGAAUCAACAUUGAACUAUGCUUCGUGGUGUUCUUGGAAAGGCCCUUCGACUUGCUGGCUAUACCAUUCAAUAUGGGUGUAUAGCUCAUUGUGCUUUUGAAUACGUUGGUGGUGUUGUAAUGUGUUCUGGACCAUCAAUGGAACCCACAAUUCAAAAUUCAGAUAUUGUCUUUGCAGAAAAUCUUAGCCGACAUUUUUAUGCUAUCCAAAGAGGUGAUGUUGUAAUUGCAAAAAGUCCAAGUGAUCCAAAAUCAAAUAUUUGUAAAAGAGUAAUUGGUUUGGAAGGAGAUAAAAUCCUCACUACCAGUUCAUCAGAUACCUUUAAAAGCCGUAAUUAUACAACAAAAGCUCUAGCGACUAAAAUGUCAAUGACUGUGGGAGAAUACAGCAGCACAGAAUGUCACAGCUGUGGCGGGGACCAGGCCAAGAGCUGCAGUGUGAGAAGGACUACCAGACUGUGAGGAGGAAAUGAAUCCACAGGAAAAGGAGCACCAUACAAAGAAGAAAUGCCACCUGACCUUCCGCACCCACCGGUGGGAAGCAGAGCAAGACCAGCUCAAGUCUAAGGAAGAAACUAAACAAGAAAGACAACUAGCUGCUCUUGGUUUUGACACACCCAUGUCAGCUGGGUCAAGUAAUCAAACAGAACUGGGGGGAGCAGUUAAAGUUGGAAGUAAGCCCUCCUAAAGCCUCACAUCAGCCCUGUUCAAUCAGGCUCUCCAACGGUGCUCACUCACACCACAAUUACAACUAUGUUUUUGCCUAUAGGCUUUUAAUUAUUUGUAACUAAUUUUGUAUUCAAAAUUAAUAACAAAUAAGCUUAAAAUACUUUUCAUGAUAAAAAUAGUUAUUUGCAUUCAUGUGAAAGUAAACUAUUUUGAGUGACAAAGAGAUGAGGAGGGACUCUCGUGGACAGUUCAUCUCUGCUCUCCCUACCCUCGUAAGAGGCUGGGCCCAGCUGUCCAGAUGGAUUUUCUGCAUCACUUCACAUACUUAUUUUCCCAGAAACAGUCAGCUAAAAAACAAACCUCUCGAUGCUUAUCUACAGGUUCUUACCUGAAGCAAAUUUUUACGGUCAAUUUUGAAAUUCCUAAAAUCAAACUGAACUCCUAAUCUGACUAACUUACGUAUUUUAUAAGGGUCAGCUUCAGGACAUAAUUUACACAAUUAUCUACUGGCCUCAAGUUAUUAGUACUAGCAGUCCAAAUUUAUAUUAUUUACAUUUAAGAGCACAUUUCCCCCUUUCUUAUAAACCAUCUUAAACAUAAAGGCUUUUUUUCAGAAAAAAAUUCCAAUUUUACACUUGAGAUUUAGUGAUUUGAAUACAGGAAUAUCUGUGGAACUUAAAGAUUCAUUCCUCAUCGGUUCAAGAUUCAUUUCCUUAUCUUCCAUUUUCAAAUAUUCAUCCUAAUAAAGAAUUGAUGUGAAUUAUAUAAUGAAACAUCAGAAACAACUUGCUAUAUCUCGCAAAGAGCAGCAUCUUAGUGUAUGUUCUGCCAAACCCCUCCAACCAGGCUGCUUAGGCAUCUAUGCACUUGUGCACUUGGCAGAAUGAAGGUACACCAUUCCCAAAACAGUUUACCCACAUUAACAGAACAAGAUGUACUCUAAUUUGAAGAGUCCAAGAAUAAAAAUAUAAAAAUGUAGAUUCCAAAAAUAAGAAUGUAAAAAUAAAGAAAUAUAAAGUUGUAAGUCUAGGAGAAUGAGAACAGUCUGCCAGCAGCUGUCUCAGCAGCUUGAAAAUUAACUAUGAACAGUGGGUUAUUUCGCUUUACAACCCAUAGCUCUAUUUACAAGGCCAAAGCAUCUCUCUGCAAACUGAGAGCUAACGUACGGAUAUGAGCUGAGUCAACUUUUAGGAGAUAGAUAAAUGACCUCUUGGUUAUGCAUUAUUCCUGCUAUGUGAAACUGGCAGCAUCAAAGGGGAGAGCACGGGGCUUCAGUAAACACCGCCUGGAAGUACCAAGGAAGACAACAGGUUACUAAUUUAACUGAAAAACUCCAUUAAUAGAGAUUGGAAAGUAAGGCAAUCUGUAUCUGAGUUUUACCUUGAGAUUGUAAACAUUCCUUUGUUCAGACCUAAUGCUUGGUGCCCCUACUAUAAAAAGAUGGGUUCAGAAACUGGCCUUUUGCCACAGCCUAACAAACACCAUCUCUGGCUGUAGUCUCAGCUAGCCGAUAAGCUUCUGUGCUCUGCGGUGUUUUUUGUUGUUGUUUUGUUUUGUUUUGUUUUGUUUGUUUUUAUUUUUAAGUUUGCUUCUGGUUUUCCUGGAAUC